This is a messenger RNA of Argiope bruennichi, 1562 nucleotides long. Its product is annotated as sulfotransferase ssu-1-like. The transcript has 2 exons. NCBI's taxonomy places the organism in Eukaryota, Metazoa, Arthropoda, Arachnida, Araneae, Araneidae. Gene Ontology annotation, molecular function: sulfotransferase activity. The coding region runs from base 162 to 1097 and encodes 311 amino acids. Gene Ontology annotation, biological process: sulfation. The record is from RefSeq and is a predicted model, not a curated record. Gene Ontology annotation, cellular component: cytoplasm.
AUCUAGUUAAUUAUAGCAUGUAAGUCUUGGUAAUAGUAUAAUAUUUAGAAUAAUUUGUUUUAGAAGUCAACACAAGGUGUCUGGAAGUUAUUUCCAUUGGCGCUCUUUUUAUUUAAUUUUUUAUUACUUUCAAAAGAAAAGCUGAUUAAACCGCAUCUAAUAUGGCAAGAAGACCGCGGUAUGCUAUUAUGAAUGGCAUUCGUUAUCCAGAAAUGUUUUCUCCAAAAUGUUUUAGAGAAGCUCUGGAGUACAAACCUGAACCUGGGGAUGUGUUCAUCUGUACGUAUCCAAAAUGUGGCACCACUUGGAUUCAGCAUGUUGCCUUGUACAUUUUUCGUAAGGGAAGAAAGAUUGAAAACCCACGUCACUGCUUGAAAUUAUCACCUUUCAUCGAUCAGCUUGGGAAAGAAGGUAUAGAUGGAAUGCCAAGACCGGGAGCAUUCAAAACCCAUUUACCUUUUCCGUACAUCUCAUAUUCUUCAAAAGCUAAAUAUAUUUUUGUUUCUCGGGAUCCCAAAGAUUGUUGCGUCUCCCGCUAUUAUCAUACAAAAUUUUUUCCGGGUUUCGAUUUCGAGAACGGCGAAUUUAAUGAUUUCUUUGAACUUUUCAUGUCAGGUGAAUUGGGUUACAAUGAUUACUUUGAUCAUCUUUUGAGUUGGUACCCUUAUCGUAAUGAUUCAAAUGUAUUUUAUACCAGGUAUGAGGACAUGAAAAAAGACAUAAAAAGUGUUAUCAUGAAACUUUCGAAGUUCCUUGGGAAAGAGUACUUAAACGCUAUCGAGAUGGAUAACAAUGUGCUCAAUAAUAUCAUACUUUACAGUGGAUUUGACCACAUGAAGAUGAAGAUGUCUGAGACAUACAAAAAGAGAGAUGAAGGAAAAUACUCUGAGCUUGAGUAUGAAGGAUUUAAACACAUUGUUGAUUUUACUGCUUCCUUGGAGCCUACAAAAAUAUCUUCAGAAAGAAAUUUUUUUCGGAAAGGCUUGAUAGGAGAUUGGAGGAGCCAUUUCUCUUCUGAACAAAAAGAAAGGAUGGACAGAAAGUUCUUGGAGAAGUUUAAAGGCACUGAAAUAAUACAAUGGUAUCCUCUAGAAUAAUUUUUUAUCCUGCACAAAUUCAAAGAAUUUGAAUUAAGUAAUGAAUUUACAGUUAAGAUAAAGAAUGAUAUUCUUAAAAAAACCUGCAUCGCUUAAGUUUUCCAAUGCAAAAAAAAAAAAAAAAAAAAAAACGUGUACCCAACGUAAUCUGGAAAAAAAAUGCUUUAUUGUUGUCCUAAAAUAUAUGAAGGAAACCUCCUUGUAUAUCUGAGUAAUAAAGAAAAAAGAACACCAUGGUUGUCAAAUAUUUGCAGUAUUUCAACUUGUUAAUGUUUUUUGCAAAAUUAUUAGAAUAAUCCAAGAACAAGAGUUCAAAAUAAAAUAUAAUUAUUGGAAGUUGGAAAUCCCAUCACUCAGUGGAACAGAACGACUACUAAGCAAAAAAUUCUUUGGAGGGUUAAAGAGUGUUGAAAUUAUAAAAAGUAAUAAAUGAAUAGUAUUAUAUUCACAUUGAUUUUUUUAAUA